This is a messenger RNA of Myodes glareolus (Bank vole), 3115 nucleotides long. It is a transcript of the gene Myzap, whose product is annotated as myocardial zonula adherens protein. The record is from RefSeq and is a predicted model, not a curated record. Gene Ontology annotation, biological process: intracellular signal transduction. Gene Ontology annotation, cellular component: I band; intracellular anatomical structure. NCBI's taxonomy places the organism in Eukaryota, Metazoa, Chordata, Mammalia, Rodentia, Cricetidae.
AGCCUCCCCCGCGCAGGGUGCGCCCCGCACGCUUAUCCUGCCCCGGAGCAGCGCGAGCACCCAGCCCUCGUUCCACAGCCGCUGCGAGAUGCUGCGCUCCACGUCCACCGUCACCCUGCUGUCAGGUGGCAGCGCCAAGUCUCCUGGGACGCCCAGUAGGAGGGCAAAUGUCUGCAGACUACGGCUGACUGUGCCUCCUGAGAGUCCAGCACCCCAGCAAACAGAAAAGAAGAUUGAGAGGAAAGAUCAGCCUCCAGAACCAAGCCAUGGGGAACCUACGAGGAAGCUUCCUCAGGGUGUUGUCUACGGUGUGGUGCGCAGAUCGGAUCCCAACCAACAGAAGGAAAUGGUCGUGUAUGGCUGGUCCACCAAUCAGCUCAAAGAAGAGAUGAACUACAUCAAAGAUGUGAGGGCCACUUUGGAGAAAGUGAGGAAGCGGAUGUUCGGUAACUAUGACGAGAUGAAGCAGAAGAUACGCCAGCUCACCCAGGACCUGUCGGUUUCCCACGCUCAGCAGGACUACCUAGACAGUCACAUCCAAGCACAGUCAUCAGCCCUGGAUAACUUCAAUGCCAUGAACUCGGCAUUGGCGCUGGACUCUGUUGGCCUGCAGAAAACCCUUGUGGAUGUGACCUUGGAAAACAGCAACAUCAAGGAUCAAAUCAGAAAUCUGCAGCAGACCUAUGAAGCGUCCAUGGACAAGCUGCGGGAGAAGCAGAGGCAGUUAGAGGCUGCACAAAUGGAAAACCAGCUGCUGAAAAUGAAGGUGGAGUCGUCUCAAGAAGCCAACGCUGAGGUGAUGCGGGAGAUGACGAGGAAGCUGUACAGCCAGUAUGAGGAGAAGCUGCAGGAGGCGCAACGCAAGCACAGCGCCGAGAAGGAGGUGCUCCUGGAGGAAACCAAUAGCUUUUUGAAAGCGAUCGAAGAGGCCAAUAAAAAGAUGGAGGCAGCUGAGCUCAGCCUGGAGGAGAAAGACCAGAGGAUCGGGGAGCUGGACAGGUUGAUUGAGCGAAUGGAGAAGGAACGGCAUCAGCUCCAGCUGCAGCUCCUUGAACAUGAAACAGAAAUGUCAGGGGAGAUUGCAGAUUCUGACAAGAACAGGUACCAGCAGCUGGAGGAGGCAUCAGCCAGCCUCCGCGAGCGGAUCAGACACCUGGAUGACAUGGUGCAUUGCCAGCAGAAGAAAGUCAAGCAGAUGGUUGAGGAGAUCAUGUCGCACGAGCUCUUCUCCACACUUAGUCUCCGGCUCUUUGGACGAUGAUAAGAUGCUAGCCUGCUCUGGGUAGAGGCAGAGGUGAUCGCAUCUUACUGGGUGUGAUUAGAAGAAUUACUUGUACACUCUGCGGGGAAGAGGUGGUGUUUAUCUGUGCUGAGGCCCGGAGCAAGCAGGGAAGAUACGCUAUGCAAAGGAAACCACGACCCUGUGGGACCCUCCUCUGUGAAAACACUCUCAGGCAGUAGCCUCAACACAUACAACCUCAAACUGCAGAUCAAAGAGACCUCAGAGAUCCACAGGAUAUUUUUUUUUUUUAGAAACUUGGGUUUCUAGACAUCAAAGCAAGAACUGCACUGAAAAAGACUAUUAAAAAUAAUUCAGAAAGUGCCAGGUGGAGCAUCCGCAGAAGACGUCCACUAAGGAGAAGGGAAGCGAGGCAAAGCUGCGCUCUGGGAAGGAGGCGCGCCUCACUGGAUCACACUCCUGAAAAUGCAGAUUCGGCCAGAUGUCCUGGUAGUCUGUUCAUAUUUGUAUAUGGCGACCCCCAUCUUUGGAGGGGGCCCUCUGGGUGUCCUUUCUAAAUUAUUGUCUACGGUCUUUGUCAGUUAAUGUCUCCUCUUGUUUAAGGAAAGUUCAGUUUGCUUCUAUCCUUCUGGCCGUCUUUCCUGAAUAGACGUGGUUCAACCAACUUCAGGAAAGGCGGGGGAUUGCCGGUGAAAAGAGAAACGUGCCUCGCUAAGAUGCAUGGGAGUGAGAUGAGUGAUGUAGGCUUCGUGGUUUAUCUUCAUAGAGGCCAUUGUUCACAGCCGGUGUGCUGUUAUUUCGUCAACACAGCAAGGGUUGCUGGGAGCUAGCGGAUGCUAUGGUGGCAGUUUUAGUUAGCGACGAUGUUAGCAUACGUAAGCCGGUAGACUGUAGUGACAGGGUGGGUAUCCCUCUGACCUUGGCAUUUCUAGGAACUUUUUAUAGGAAAGUGUGUUGGGGGGGGUUGCCCUUGUCCUUUCGUAUUGGUGCCCUUGUCAGUCCCAGCUUAGGGUGGCAUGGAAGGGAAGGGAGCAGACGAGACAAGUCCACACCUGAAAUGAUCUCUCAGUGACGUGAACCUGGGGGUGGGGACCUAUUUCAAGCUGGGCCCCACGUACCCUGUAGGGGAUUGGGGAGAGCUGGAGUCAGAGUCAAAAGUCACCCAUUCCCUGGUGACCCUAGGAGGUCACUUACCUGCAUCAUUCCUAGGGCAUGGAAUCCAGUCUCCGGCAUUUCUUCUGGACCAAGUCAUUACCCAGUCUCAGGAGGUGGAAUAAUGGGAUCUAAGGGAGGGGCCUUCAGAGAAGGUGCAUGCUGGGUGAAUCUUUCUUCUAGUGUGGUGGAGAAUACUUUUGUCUGUCUGAGCUGUGGUCAGUGCCUGGAAGCCAGAGAUGUCUUGUUCUGUGGAGCAGAUGGUGAGAUGUCCUGAAUGCUGCUUGCUCCGCCUGUCCUGACCCUGGUUGUAGACUAAUCUUCUUUGAUCUGGGUCCCUUGCUUCAGUUUACAAUCCUGUGUCUUAGUGCUCUGUCUUUCUACCUAGAUUGGUAUGAUGUCAACUUGACUUAAAUUGCUACCAAACCCAGCUCGUGUUCAAACCUUUGGUCACCCUCUAGCCCCGGCUCUUAUUUGGCCCCUUUGCCUGGACUGCUAAGGCUUACUUGUCCCCUACCCACUCUCCACCCCACCCAAAGGAGAUGCUGCUCACCUUGAGGUAGGAUUUCUUUAUAGCCAGUGAAAACAUUGUCGUUUCGAAUUCUGUGGUGAACAUAGAGUAGUCACUUUCUUAUUUUAACUAAAAUCUUAACACUUUGACUAAAAUAUGAAAUUUUUAGAGGCAUCACAAAGAACACAGUUGGGGCACCUUUCCAUCCCUGU